UUUUACAUGUCACUGGAUUAAGUAAGGGGGUGUGAGGGAUAUAGGAUACGACAGAGGGCGGUAGUGCAGCUUUUAGGAAGCACGCAACCGUAAAACCGCGAAGAAGAAAAAGGACGAAGAAGAAGAGCGCUCGGGACCCAAACGGCUCUCACUGAUGCAGAUGGCCAGUGCUGAACAUGUGUCAGCGGUAGGACAGGAUCUGGUGGAUCCAGGACUUGACCUGACUCGGCGAUUCAGAGCUUUAUUCACCCUGAGGAACCUGGGAGGUAAAGAAUCUAUCGACUGGAUCAGUAAGGCCUUCACUGAUGAGUCUGCCCUGCUGAAGCAUGAGCUGGCGUACUGCCUGGGACAGAUGCAGGACACACGAGCCAUACCCACUCUGGCUGCUGUUCUCAAAGACACACAGCAGGAACCUAUGGUCAGACAUGAAGCAGGGGAGGCUUUGGGAGCUAUUGGUGAUCCUAGAGUUUUGGACCUGCUUAAAGAGUACAGUCAGGAUCCGGUCAUAGAGGUUGCUGAAACGUGUCAGUUGGCAGUUCGUCGACUGCAGUGGCUACAAAGUGGAGAAGAAAAGCUGUUAGAGAACAACAGUGUGGACCAAAACCCCUACUCCUCCAUUGACCCAGCUCCUCCGGCCGCGAGGAAGAGUGUGUCAGAGCUGCGCUCCAUCUUGUUGGAUGAGAGUCUGCCUCUCUUUGAGCGGUAUCGCGCCAUGUUUGCCCUGCGUAACCUGGGCAGCCAGGAGGCUGCAUUGGCCCUUGCAGAUGGCCUGCGGUGCUCUAGUGCUCUGUUUCGUCAUGAGAUUGGCUACGUCCUGGGUCAGAUGCAGCAUCCAGCAGCUGUCCCAGCCCUUUGUGCUGCCCUGGAGUGUUCCAGUGAGAACCCCAUGGUUCGACAUGAGGCAGCAGAGGCCCUUGGUGCCAUCGGUAAAGAAGAGUGUAUGGCAGUGCUGCAGCGUUACUGUGACGACAGAGAACGUGUCGUAAAGGAGAGCUGUGAGGUGGCUCUGGAUAUGCUGGAGUACGAAAAUGGUGAGCAGUUCCAGUACGCAGAUGGGCUGGUCAGGUUACAGUUACAAAGUUGAGGAAUCUUCUAAGUGAUGUAUUUUCUCCUUAUUGUUGUAUUAUCUUAAAUAAGAAUCCAACAAAACAGUACAGGAUUGUGUGGUUGUCCCAUUUGUGAUAUCUGCUAUUAUCUGCAGAUGUUUCCAAUUUUGAAGUUCAUCACAGGUGUUGUUUGUCCAUUAAUUUAGAUGUGGUACAUGAUCUUACAGUCUAUAGACCUUACAGUGGUUACAUUUAGAAAUGGCUAAGUCAUGGUUGCUCCAUUCUCUUUGUACCUACAGAGUAGAAAAUGUAUUGGCGCAACAACAAUAUUUCAGUAGAAAUUUUACUUAUAUUAAUUAAUAUAUUGUUAAUUUUGAAAAUCAAAUUUCUUUUGUUUGCAGUUUAACUUCAGGACAUUGUUAUAAAAAAUGAAAGAAACAUGCAACAAGUAACUUAAUUAUAAAAAUAGUUAAUGUUGUUUGUUUCAUCAUAUUGAAUCCAAUAAAUUGGCUUAAACCAUA
Messenger RNA from Betta splendens (Siamese fighting fish), 1567 nucleotides. RefSeq names its product deoxyhypusine hydroxylase/monooxygenase (gene dohh). Lineage: Eukaryota; Metazoa; Chordata; Actinopteri; Anabantiformes; Osphronemidae. The transcript is spliced from 6 exons. Bases 155 to 1084 code for a protein of 309 amino acids. The record is from RefSeq and is a predicted model, not a curated record. Gene Ontology annotation, molecular function: deoxyhypusine monooxygenase activity. Gene Ontology annotation, biological process: peptidyl-hypusine biosynthetic process.